Beta vulgaris subsp. vulgaris (sugar beet) is the source of this 1598-nucleotide messenger RNA. RefSeq names its product F-box protein At5g39250. Gene Ontology annotation, molecular function: protein binding. Bases 626 to 1372 code for a protein of 248 amino acids. NCBI's taxonomy places the organism in Eukaryota, Viridiplantae, Streptophyta, Magnoliopsida, Caryophyllales, Amaranthaceae. The transcript has 2 exons. The record is from RefSeq and is a predicted model, not a curated record.
GUUGAUUGAACUUUCCUCCGCGUUUUGUUCUUCGCCUCCAGUCGUUUAAUUACUGACCCCUACCAACCUCCGUUACUAAUUAAGGCCUCCUACCUUCUGUUUUCCUUUUUACUCUCUCCUCUCUGUUCAUGCUGCUUCAACCAGAUCUGCAAUUGUCGUAUUUUUUUCCUCUGGCCUAUCAACCAACGAACAAUUCAAUCGCAGAAUUCUCGAUUCUUCUUCUCGACGAGAUUUUUCAAUCUGUUGCUUCGUGAUGUUGAUCAAAUAAUGGCCUGCGAAAUCAUCAAACACUUUCAAUUUGAAUGGCGCAGAGUAUAAUUCAUUCGAAUUUCUCUUCAAUUUCCUUUUUCAUUAAACCCUAGGUUUCUAUUGGAUUGAAUUUUCGGGAGAAAUUAGACUUUAUUAAGCGAGCAAGCUGAUUUGCGGUGGCAAGUUGCGGGGGAAUCCUCGGCUGUUCGUCUCGUUUUUGUUCUUGAACUGAGGUGUCUGAUACCCUGAUCAUUCGGCUUGGAGUUGUCUUCUCCUAAAAUCUUCUUGUGCAGGUGUCUGAUACUCUGAUCAUUCGGCUUGGAGUUGUCUUCUCCGAAAUCUUCUUGUGCUUUCUUAUCUUUAUCCAUUUGACAAGAUGACGAGUGAAGUUUUAAAAGCUGUCUUUCCUCUACUUGAUGGUGUAGACCUUGCUUCUUGUAUGUUAGUUUGCAAGCAGUGGAGAGACACUGCUCAAGAUGAUUAUCUUUGGAAAUGCCUAUGUGCUAGGAGAUGGCCUUCGCUUUGUAAAAGACCUUCACCAUCAAUAUCGACGUACUAUAAACUCUAUGGGACCUUCUACAAGCGCCAACAUCGUCGUGGUCUUCCUUCUCCUAAAUUGUCGUUCAAUGACUUGGACUUCUACAUUGACAUUUGGGCAGAAGGUAAGUUGAUAUUUUCCGAAGUCGUCUCAGGCCCAAAGUUGCAUGACAGGAUCAAAAAUAUGCCAACUGGAAUUUGUAACAUGCUUAAAUGCCAUCUAGAGAGUCGUGAUUACAAGAUGAUAUUACCUGUGGAGCCCUGGUUUUCGGUGCCUUUCGGUCAGACAGCAAGCGUCUCUGUGUUAGUUGGACGCAAGGACUAUAACAAGUUUGCUUGCAUUAUUAAGAAAUCAUUGUUUGAUUAUGUUGAUCGGACAUCUUUUCGAGCUAUCGCAUUUGAUUAUCUCGACUUUUCUCCUUCACACCCCUUCGUUUCUAAUAUUAGAGCAUGGAUCUCGUUGCUAUUUGCUGAUGGCACGAAUGAUGGGGUUGCAGAUGUUUUCAGUAUUGAAAUUGACUUUCGCGAUGCUGCAAAUAAUGAGAUAGAAGUCCUUUGGUUACUGGACAUGCUAGAUUGGAAGUGAAUGAUGUGGAGUUCCUAUACCAGCUAGGAUGGUAAAACAGAGAUUUCAAUCUCUGUAAAUCUGUCUUGGCACCUAAUAUUGUGCCUAUUAGCUAAUAUGUCAUCUUCUAGAGUUGUGUAGUUACCUUUGAGCUUACAGACUGGCUGUCAUGUCUAUGCUUUUUAGUUGCGAAGUUUCUUAAACUUUAUAUGAACUUGAUUCUUUAUUAUGAAAAUAUUUCACUUUA